CAUGGUCAUUUACCGAAUCUUUAUUGAUACGUGGCAAGCCCUCCAGUAGUCCAGAAGAACAGUUAACCAAAACGGCUCAAGAUUCGUCAUUUUGUGCAGGACCGUUACUUUUCAACCGUCAGAUCAGAAUCCAACACCUAACCCACCUCUGGUUAACCCAUCAACCCAGUUGGCCCACAGAAUAAUCCUUCAAACAGUUACCCCCAAACAUCCCAAAUAUUACCACUCGCCCAAUCCUCCCUGAUCUAUAAAAUGGAGCCUUUGAAGGAAGCUAGGUUUGCCCAACUGAAGAGCCUCAGGGCCUAAAAAACAAAAAGUACAAAAAAAAGUUCUCUCUCUUUCUCUCACUCUCUCUCUCUCUAGUUUUUCUAUUGUACAACAAUGGCGAACUCGUCUAGAAGAUCCAGUGGACCAGUUCUACCGAUGGCAUCAGUAAUCUCACCGUCGAGUCGAUUUGAUUCUUCGUCACCGUCCGAUACUCCGUCGUCAUUGAUAGAUCCAGGUCAUGUCUUCCACAGGUCUUCCUCACCGACGCGCGUGAAACUCCAUGGUCUGGCGUCCUCCUCUGUGCGGUUCUCGAUUGGUAGUAGUAGAUCGAGGUCUCCCAGCCGUUCGAUGGCGGUCUCGCCUCGAGAUCAUGUCUUCCGGAAGCCGAACUACAAUCCAAUCCGGAAGAAGACGUGUACGUGCUCGCCUUCGACGCAUCCUGGCUCGUUUCGGUGUAGUCUGCACAAGAAUUGUGAUUCUGGACAGUCGAUUUCGUACUCGCCGAACCGGUUGAACGCUCGCAGAUCGGUGAUGGCGAACUCGCUUGUGCGGAUUGGAACCGUGGAAGGUGACUUGGUGAAGCGAGCUUUGGCGCAACUUAUUCGGCCUUCCUCGCAUCAGCAGAGGCGGAGAGCUGAUUUUCAACCUAGGCACAGUCGGCUCUCGAUCGUGUCCACAGGCUAUGAUUUCUGAGACUUGCAGGUUUCCAGCGAUGAUUCCGGCUAGUAUCUGGCGAUUUCGGAUGGAUUGUUUGUACCACAGAGAUUCGAACCCCUUGUACAUAUAUAAUUUGCUGCAGCUGAUGAUUGGAAAUGAAGGAAAGUUUUGGACAAUUGCAUUU
Messenger RNA from Camellia sinensis, 1108 nucleotides. RefSeq lists its product as uncharacterized. The record is from RefSeq and is a predicted model, not a curated record. NCBI's taxonomy places the organism in Eukaryota, Viridiplantae, Streptophyta, Magnoliopsida, Ericales, Theaceae.